UUCGACCCAAAUUAUUGUAUGAAAGAGGGCUCGCGGGGGAUCGAGGUUCUUGGCCGCCUCUCGCUUGCUUGUUUCUCCGACAACGCCGACUACAAUUCCAGGGAGUUUGGGCGGGGGCGAAGAGAGAAAGAGCCAUGCCGGCGCUUACUUGCAACGCUUGCAACAAGGAGUUCGACGACGAGGUGAAGCAGAAGCUCCAUUACCGGUCCGAAUGGCACCGUUACAAUCUCAAAAGAAAGGUUGCAGGAGUCCCAGGAGUAACAGAAGAGUUAUUCCAAGCUAGACAGUUCGCUCUUGCCGAAGAGAAUAGCAAGCUGAGUGCAACACCAAUGCUCUAUGGAUGUGCUCUUUGUGGCAAGGACUAUAGAAGUUCAAAGGCACAUGCUCAGCAUCUUAAAUCACGAGCUCAUGCUAUGAAAACAUUAGAGAACGUGGGCCCUUCAGCUACAGUUAUUACAACAGUAAAACCAUACGCUGCUCGAACAUUAAAUAAGACAACUAGAAUGGCUCAAGUCAUUGGAGAAAAUGAGGAUGAUGAUGAUGAGAGUGAAGAUGAAUGGGAAGAAGUCAAUCCUAAUGACAUGGCUGUGGCUUCCGAAUCUUUGUCAUUUUUGCAUGUUGAGGAUCGCAAAGUUGCUGAUGAUGAUGAGCAAGAUGAUGCCAUUGAUGAAGAAUUGGAUACCUCUUGUUGCUUUAUUUGUGAUCAAAAGUAUGAGAGCAUAGAAAGUUGUAUGGUUCAUAUGCACAAGCAGCACGGUUUCUUCAUACCUGAUAUUGAAUAUUUGGAGGAUCCUGAGGGCCUUCUUACAUAUGUUGGUCUUAAGGUAAAGAGGGAUUUUGCGUGUUUGUACUGCAGUGAUAGAUGUUUUUCCUUUCAAAGCUUGGAAGCUGUAAGGAAGCAUAUGAUUGCUAAAGGUCAUUGUAAAUUGCGUUAUGGAGAUGGUGGUGAUGAUGAGGAUGUGGAUUUGGAAGAUUUCUAUGAUUAUAGUAGCAGUUAUGCGGAUGUAGAUGGUGAGCAAUUGAUGUCUGUAGAAAACAUGGAAAAUAGCGUUGAACUCGGAAGUGGAGGUGCUGAGCUCAUCAUAAAGCAAAAAACAGAAACUGGAGUGCUUGUUCGGACUCUAGGAUCUCGGGAAUUUCUUCGAUACUAUCGCCAAAAACCACGGCCAUCCCCUACACGUGAAAUUGCAUUGGCUCUUUCUUUAGCAACAAGGUAUCGCAGCAUGGGCUUGGCAACAGUACAUUCGAAGGAGUCAAUUGUUAGGAUGAAAGUUAUUAGGGAGGUAAACCGUCGUGGAGUUGAAGCCAUGCGCUCGAAGAUUGGGAUGAGGAGUAAUGUCAUUAGAAAUCUCCCCAAGAAUGUGCCAUAUUAAAGCAGAGCGAGCAAUUUUAUUUGCCUAUUUAUUAUAGUAGAAUGAAAACGACCUUACUGGAGCAGAAUUAGCAUCAAGUGCUUUUUCAUAUUUGUACGCUCCUGUUUGAUACAUUUUGUUCUCUAUGCUUAUUUUGUAAUGGUUUUCUGAUAUUUGCUUCACAGUAUAACAUAAAUAGAUUCUUCAUGGCCUUGUAGAAUCAUGCAGCAACAAAGCUUUUUAUUUCUUCUUGUUU
This is a messenger RNA of Zingiber officinale, 1608 nucleotides long. RefSeq names its product cytoplasmic 60S subunit biogenesis factor REI1 homolog 1-like. Gene Ontology annotation, cellular component: preribosome, large subunit precursor. NCBI's taxonomy places the organism in Eukaryota, Viridiplantae, Streptophyta, Magnoliopsida, Zingiberales, Zingiberaceae. Bases 135 to 1373 code for a protein of 412 amino acids. Gene Ontology annotation, biological process: ribosomal large subunit biogenesis. The record is from RefSeq and is a predicted model, not a curated record. The transcript has 5 exons. Gene Ontology annotation, molecular function: zinc ion binding; nucleic acid binding.